This is a messenger RNA of Monodelphis domestica (gray short-tailed opossum), 3837 nucleotides long. RefSeq lists its product as uncharacterized. Lineage: Eukaryota; Metazoa; Chordata; Mammalia; Didelphimorphia; Didelphidae. The record is from RefSeq and is a predicted model, not a curated record.
AUGCGGGAGGCAAAAGGCAAUGCAGUUUUUCUCUUCCGCAGCUAUAUUCGGAUUUGGGUGCUGACAGCACGCUUCCUUUCCCAGACCUUCUAUUCUCAACCUCUGCCUCCCUCCCCCUCCAAUCCUCGCACCUCUCUGACUUCCCUGAAGCGCCGUCAUUCUCUUAGUCUCCUAUCCAACUCCCACCGUUGCCCACCACCAUUUUCCAUGCAGAUGCCCCAUCUCCUCCUGGGGCUUGCGUUGAGAAUUCCUUCAAGCAGGUGGGCAAGGAACGGGUGCUUUAGAAGCAGGGGAGUGGGGGAUUCCCCUCCUUUCUACGUCUCCAGCUCCUCUCCGCCCCCCCGCCUUUCCUGCGUUGCUGCGCUUCCUGGGCCACUGGGUUUGGACUACUGCAGCAGCUGCUGUUCUGCUGUGUCAUGGAAGGAGGCAGUGGCAGGAGCUGGAGCACAAGGGGGAGGAGGGGAGGACCUGAUCUCCGGUAUCGAGGGGCUGGAGACAAACGCCCAGCUCCCACAGAGCAGCCUUAUAGCGGGGCAGGUGGCAGCCCUGCUACCUCGGGGACCAUGGUUUCUUCUCCAGACUUCAAAAUCUAGGCUCCUGGGGCUGUGUUUGUGGGUCACCCAAAUAUAUCUUGUGCUCCUGGCAUUCUCUCUACUGUUGGAUCCACAAUCCAACCCAUACUUCAGAGAAACUGAGGCGGACCAAUGGGAGGGCUACGAUGAGAAGAUGAAGGAGGAAGAGGAGAUGAGGAGAAGGAAAAAGAAGGGAAAAGUGAAGGAGGAGGAGGAAGAGGAGAAGAAAGGAGAGAGGAAGACAGGAGAAAAAGGAAGAGAAGAUGAGAAGGAAGAGGAAUAAGAAGAGGAGGAAGAGGAAGAAGAAGAAGAUGAUGAUGAUGAUAGCACCUAUAUCCUAGGUGUUACAUUGUGACAAUUGAAUGAGAUAUUUGUAAAGUGCUUAGCAUGGUACCUGGUAAAUGGUAGAUGUUUAAUAAAUAUUUGUUCCAUUCUUCCCCUUCCCAUAUGAAACAUUUAAAGUUUAUAGGAUGCUUUAUAUAAUUUCUCUCAUUUGAACUUUGUGAAAACCUGUAAGGUAAGUCCUUUUUGGGAAGGAUAAAAACUGCUGUGAUUUUACCAGUAUGAAGAAUUUUCCCUACUAAGGCAUCUGCUCUGAAAACAUAUACAGGACUCUAAGAAAUUAAAUAUGACUUGCCUAAAGCCAUACAAUGGGUAUGUGUCAGGGACAGAACUUGACCAAGCCUUUAUGACUCUGAGGUCUACCCCCUAAUUUACAUUGCUUUUCAAGGUAGGCUACAUACUAAAGGAACCCAAAUAAAACUAAAUUAAAUUCUUGAUUUUAUUAAAUGAUUAAAUGAUGUCUUGUCAAUUAAUUCUUCAUAUCUAACUAAAUAAUGAUCAUAUUUGUGAAGCAUUUUAUGCUUUACAAAAAUGGAUUUAGACUUCUGGGGAGAACAGGUCAAAUCCAGUUAAAAUAAUGGAAAUAUUUAUCUCACAAAACGAGUUGCUUAAGCUGAUGGCCCAUUUAUUUCAAGCACUCUUUAGUUCACUAAAAGAAUCAGACAUUCUCUUGGAGUUUGUUGUAAUGGGAUUUGGAGAAGUUGAAUUAAAUGUUCCAAGAAAUUUCUCCCAUGAUGCUUACAGGAGGCUCAAUCCCAUUAUAACUGUUGAACAAAACUCUUAUCAAUUUUCUGUGGCUCUAGUCCUAUCUAGGAACUCACUUUACCUCAUUUCUAGUAUUGAAUUGAAAAGUUAGAAUCUAAGAGCACUAUGAGACAGAAUGACAAGAAAAAUUAAAUGUAAAAGAUGCCGUAUUGGCUGCUUUUACUUUCUGUGUAAUGCUGAAUUUUUAAAAGAAAAGUUUAGCUUGAAUCUAUAGCUUUUAUGUAAAAAGAACUUUAAAACUGAUGCCAAGAUAUGGUGGGGGUUAAUUUCUAUUCAAAGUAAUAGUUCAGUGAAGAUUAAAUUUAAAAAGUCUAAAGUUUGUUAAGUUGGGUUUGGGGGGGAAUGAGACAGGAAGGAUUGAUUAACAGGAUCUAAGAAAUAAACAAGAAAUUUAAUCUUGUCAUGUUGCUUUCACACUUAAUUUUUAAAAACCAAAUCUUAAAAUAUAUGUCCCUGCUUUGAUAUUCUGUGUUUUCCUUGAAAAUUAAUAAACUAUCAAAAUCUCCUGAAACUCCAGAGUUUUACUACCAAAUACCUGUCUUUAAACUAAAAGGAAAUGAGAAAGUAAGGAGCUGUCCUAGGUCUGUGAAUAGAGGCUUUGGAUAAGAUCUUUCUUUUCUUCCAGAGUAUUUUUAAAAUAGCUUUAUUCUACCUCAUAAUGGAGUUGGAAGAAAUUUCAAGGGGAAAGACAUAAAAGAUCAUAAAUUCUUCCUUUUUAGUCCUUUUUGGGUUUUUUUCCUCACUCUAUUUGCAUGGUUGACCUCAUAAUAAGAUCAUUCAUUCAUUCAUUCAUUCAAUAAACAAAUCUUUAUUGAUCAUCUAUUCCAUGCAGAGCACAGUACUAGAUACUAUGAAGAAUUCAAACAAGUAUAAUAUGUGAUCCUUGAUCAAUCUGCCUAUGUAUCUAUCCAUCCAUUCACAGAUAUGUUAAUAUAUAGUCAAAUCUGACUCUUCAUGACCCCUUUUUGGAGUUUUCUUGGCAAAGAUAACUAGUGGUUUGCCAUUUCCUUAUCCAGCUCAUUUUAUAGAGGCAAAAAGGUUUAAAUGACUGAGGGUGAAUUUGAACUCAGUUCUUCCUGACUCCUGGUCCAGAACCCUUAUCGACCAUGCCACCUAGCUGCCCUUGUGCAUAUGUGUGUCUGUGCUGUGGCAAUAAGUGACAGGACAGACAACAUAACCAAUAAAUGUCAUGAGCUUAGAAGGGGAAAGCAAUAGGCUGAGUUGAUCAUAGAAGACUUCAUGGAGUACAUUCUUGAAUCAGACCUUAAGUGAAGGUUAGUAUUGACUAGAUUAGCCUCUAUUGAAAUAGAAUAGGGAGUGGAAUUUGAGAUAAAGGGGAUGACAUAGAGGUGAUCACACAUAUAGGAUAUUCUAGGAACAGUGAUAGACCGUGCUGGUUAGAAUGGGGCAGGUAAAUAAUGAAAACUAAGGCUGGAAAGGUAUAUUAGGUCUAAGCAAUAGAGGACCUUGAAAGUCAGUUCUGCCCUGCACAUAGUGAAAAAUGGAAGAUUUUUGACAAGAGAAGUGAUAUUGUGAAAGCCAAGCCUGAGGAAGUGUAGCAUCUGGUAAUGAUGUAUAAAACAGAUUGAAAGGGGGAGACAUUGGAGGCUGGAACAUCCCCAAAGUAUUAAAAAUGAUGACGAUGUAACCAUGAUAGCCCAAAUGAAGUUAAGGAACUGAUGCUAGUCAUAGGCUAGAGCUAGGAUCAACUGCUACAAUCCUCUCAUUUUAUAUCUAGGGAAACUGAGGCUGAAACAUUUCUCUACCAUCACCAAGGUCGCACAAGUACUGAGUAGCUGACCCAGCCUUUCAGUCCAGCUCUUCUGACUCUAAACACAGUACUCUUUUUCACUGUACCAUAAUUAAUUUCUACUAUGUUCCAAAAUGCCUGACAGGACUAGAGGGCAUAUUUUCUGGAGGCAACAGAAGUUGGUGAGAGUGUAGGUGGAAGCAGAAUACUGUAGAAUAAACUUAAUGCUGGAUAUUCAAGAAUAGAUAAGGAUAAUGUCCUCCAAUGGAAACUAGAAAUUGUUGAUUGAUCUUAACCUAUGUUAUUAAUUGUUAAACAAAUACCUAUGUAAUAUUUUAUUUCUGAGUUAAUGUUUUAGAUGUAAGAGAUACAAGAUCUAAAUAAAAAUUCUUUGUUGCUUUUUGUAAA